UGAGUUUUGAAAGGAAUGUGAGAGUUGACCAAGAAAACGGUUAUAGAAGGAUUGUUUGAUUUUGAAGUUUUGAAUCUUUUUCUUAAAAAAAAGUAUAAUGUUCUUUUCUCAUCUAAUGGUAAAUUUUGAGGGGAAAAUACAUUUUUUUAAAAAGGGUCGUUUUUUACGAAGAAAAUCUUUUUAAGGAGUCAUUUUUGUCGAUUUUCCCAAAAGAAAACUUAAAUUUAAAUCUUCGUGAAUUCUGCCCUAUGAACUCAAAAAGCAAGUUCGGCUUCAGGGAUUUCAGACUAUCCAUUGCUUCAAAUGGUCAGCGUUCAAGGGAUUUGAAUUUGGAUUUUGGGUUUCUUCAUUACUUUCAUGCUCUUUUGAAUUCAAUUGAAGAAUCAUCUCUUUCUUUCACCUACAUUGUUGAAGAAGGUGGUUUAAAAUGAGAUUAAUGAAUCUAAGCAGUUGUUGCUUUGCAACUGCUUUUCUGAAACUUCCUCAUCCUAUUUGUCAAGUUACAAUGGCCCAAAAAAUCAUAUCAUUCAACUUGUCUGAACACCAGCUGUUCAAGUCCUGUUGCUACCACACUUCAAAUGAUUCUUUAGUCAAUACCCUUCAUGCCAAAAUGGUCAAGAAUGGUUCUAUUUUGGAAUCUGGGAAGUUUGUUUUGAGCUCUUAUGUGAAAUCUGAGAAAUUAAACGAUGCUCAGAAACUGUUCGAUGAAAUGCCCAGUAGAGAUGUUCUUACAUGGACGGUCCUUAUAUCGGGUUUUUCUAGAAUAAAUUGUUCUGAAAUGGCAUUGCAACUAUUUAGAAAAAUGCUAGUUGAAGGUGUUUGUCCAAAUCAUUUUACUUUGUCUACUGUUCUUAAACUUUGCUCUAGAGUAGGUGAUAUGCAAAUGGGUAAGGGAAUUCAUGGAUGGAUACUGAGAAAUGGGGUUAACUUAGAUGUUGUCUUGGAGAAUUCUAUGCUUGAUUUGUAUGCUAAGUUUGAUGACUUUUAUUGUGCGAAAAAGUUGUUUGAUUCAAUGAGAGAAAAGAGUACUGCUACUUACAACAUAAUGCUUGGUGUGUAUGUCCGUAGUUGUGAUGUUAACAAAUCUCUUGAUUUAUUCAGAAACAUGCCUUGCAGAAAUACAGCAAGUUGGAAUACAAUUAUAUGUGGGCUAAUGCAAGGUGGGCAUCUGAAUGCAGCAUUGGAGCUACUCUAUGAGAUGGUGGAGAAUGAACCCGAGUUUAACAAAGUUACUUCUUCCAUAGCUUUAAGUGUAGUUGCUUCUUUAUUGAUUAUUGAGCUAGGUAGACAAGUACAUGGCCGAAUUAUCAGGUGUGGUCUUCAUAAUGAUGGAUUUGUAAAGAGUUCACUGAUAAAUAUGUAUAUUAAAUGUGGAAAUUUGGAAAAAGCAUCGGUGAUAUAUAGUCAAAUGCCUUCAGGUUUUGUGACGAAACAAGAUUCCAACAUUGUAUGUAGCGACAUGAUGACCGAAAUUGUUUCGCGGAGCUCAAUGGUGUCGGGAUACAUUUGGAAUGGCAAGUAUGAAAAUGCCUUCAAAACUGUUGUGUCUAUGGUCCGUGAACGGGUUCUAAUGGACAAAUUUACCAUUGCAAGUGUUGUGUCUGCUUGUUCUAAUGCUGGAGUUUUGGAGCUUGGACGUCAAAUCCAUGGAUAUAUUCAGAAAACUGGAGAACAGCUUGAUGCUCACUUGGCUUCCUCCUUGAUUGACAUGUAUGCUAAAGGUGGAAGUUUGGAUUGUGCCCAUCGAAUUUUUGAGCAAACAACUAAUUACUUAAAUGUUGUACUAUGGACUUCCAUGAUCGCUGGAUAUGCUUUACACGGGCAAGGCAAGGAAGCCAUUAGACUGUUUGAACGGAUGAGAUAUGAGGGAAUUAUACCAAAUGAGGUCACUUUUGUUGGAGUUUUAACAGCUUGCAGUCAUGCAGGGUUGCUUGAACAUGGCCGUCUAUAUUUUAAUAUGAUGAAGGAUGUUUAUGCAAUCAAGCCUAAGGUUGAGCAUUUCACUUGUAUGGUAGAUCUUUACGGUCGAGCUGGAUGCUUGAAUGAAGUCAAAGAGUUCAUCUAUGAGAAUGAUUUAUCACACCUUAGUGCAGUUUGGAAGGCAUUUUUAUCAUCCUGCCGGCUUUACAAGAACCUUGAAAUGGGAAACUGGGUUUCUGAAAAAUUGUUUAGUCUCGAACAACAAGAUGAAGGGUCUUAUGUUUUACUAUCAAACAUGUGCUCCGGCAGUCAAAAGUGGGAAGAAGCUUCAAGAACAAGAAGAUCUAUGCAACACAGAGGGAUUAACAAAACACCUGGUCAAUCUUGGAUUCAUGUGAAAAAUCAAGUUCACUCUUUUGUUGCGGGAGACCAAUCACACCCUCAACAUGUUCAAAUAUAUGAAUAUCUGGACAAGCUCAUUGGAAGAUUGAAGGAAAUUGGGUACUUGUAUGAUGUAAAAUUGGUGAUGCAGGAUGUAGAAGAAGAACAGGGUGAGGUGCUUCUUGGUUGGCAUAGUGAAAAGCUUGCACUGGCUUAUGGCAUAAUCAGUUUGGGUUCUGCCAUUCCAAUCCGAAUCAUGAAGAACCUUCGGGUAUGUACUGAUUGUCAUAACUUUAUGAAGUUAACAUCUCAACUCUUAGGCAGGGAGAUCAUUGUUCGAGAUAUUCAUCGUUUCCAUCGUUUUAACUCUGGUCAUUGCUCUUGUGGUGAUUAUUGGUGAGCCGAGAAUGAGAAUCUGAUGCAUAUGGAUUUUCAUGCAUUAUUACGUUAAUCUGAUUGGAGUUCAUAGCACUGUUGGGGGAACCAAGGCAAAUAAAUUGAUUAGAAGGAUUAUGCUUCUUAGAUGUUAAGAGUGCAGUUCCGAGACCAUGAUUACUUAUAACGAUGAACUUCACAUCUCACAUGCCUGAACUGAAGGAUUGAAGUAAGAUCUGCUGUAAUUCAAACCAUAUAAUUGGAAUUCCACGAACGUGAUUGAAAAUUUAUGUAAAUGAAUGAGCCAGGGAUUACUUGGUGAAUUAAAUCACAACCUUUACCACUUGGUUUUCCUGUAGGAAAGGAUACUGAAUUGAAGAUACUAUGCUGUGAAACCCAAUGGCUCAGUCUUACCACCACCUCAAUAACAGAGUUUCAGAAACACAAGAAGUUUAGUCAUAUUGAUGUGUGUGCGGACGAGUCUGGAAAAGUAUUGCUUACAGAAACGCUCUCACACAUGUGCUUAGAGGCAUAUGCAAGCAAUGCGAGGAAAGACGAUUCUAAAGUGUGAAUAUGUUGAAGUUUUUUCUGAAUCACCUGUGUACCCAUAACAAGGUGAAUGCUUGUCCAUGAUUAGAAAAAUUAAUCACCAUUCAUUUUGUUACCCUUUCCAUUUCUUUCUUGAUAACUUCUAUAUGUUAAUUCUCUUAUGACAGAAAAGAAAAUAGUAUCAAAGUAUUGUUGAUAUUCUUCUCCUAUCAAUUUAUAAUGCAGUAUCACAGAAGCUAUUGUUUGUGAAGCAGCAAAUGGAAGGACGGUACAUACAUAACAGUUCCAAAAGGGAAAUCAAUAUGCAAUCACAAAGGAUCUAACAAAGAGGUUUGGCAGAAAAUAUACAAUUUUAUGUUCCCGUAACACAUGGAAGUUGCAUUGCAGAAACAGAAAAUGAUACAAAAUCUACUUGACGUAG
Molecule: messenger RNA, 3646 nt
Organism: Benincasa hispida (wax gourd)
Lineage: Eukaryota; Viridiplantae; Streptophyta; Magnoliopsida; Cucurbitales; Cucurbitaceae
Source: RefSeq, a predicted model, not a curated record